CCAGCGGACUUUUAAUAGGAGGACAGGAAGUGUGUGUUGAUGAAACGGUGAGACUGUUAGCCGCCAUUAUGGCGCUUCAAGUGAAAACCAGAGCAAAACAGUACGAGAAACUGGACUUCCUUGGAGAGGGACAGUUCGCCACAGUGUAUAAAGCCAGAGACAAACUGACUGACACGAUAGUUGCAAUUAAGAAGAUUAAGGUCGGCCACAGAACGGAGGCCAAAGAUGGUAUAAACCGUACUGCUCUCAGAGAGAUCAAGUUGCUCCAGGAGCUGCAUCAUCCAAACAUCAUCGGGCUGUUGGAUGCCUUUGGACAUAAAUCAAACAUAAGCCUGGUGUUUGAUUUCAUGGAAACCGACCUGGAGGUCAUCAUCAAAGACACCAGCCUUGUCUUAACUCCAGCCAACAUUAAAGCGUACAUCCUGAUGACGCUACAAGGGUUGGAGUACAUGCACCGACACUGGGUCCUACACAGAGAUCUGAAGCCCAAUAAUCUGCUGUUAGACGGGAACGGAGUGUUGAAGUUGGCCGAUUUUGGUUUGGCCAAAGCUUUUGGCAGCCCAAACAGAGUCUACACACAUCAAGUUGUUACCAGGUGGUACCGCUCUCCUGAGCUCCUGUUUGGUGCCAGGAUGUACGGUGUGGGAGUUGACAUGUGGGCUGUGGGAUGCAUCCUGGCCGAGUUACUUCUUCGGAUACCAUUUCUUGCUGGAGACUCCGAUCUUGACCAACUGACCAAAAUCUUUGAAGCUCUCGGGACUCCCACAGAAGAAACCUGGCCUGGAAUGACUAGCCUACCAGAUUAUGUGUCCUUCAAGAUAUUUCCUGGCACCCCUCUGGAGCACAUAUUUAGUGCGGCUGAAGACGAUUUACUUGAGCUCCUACAUGGCCUCUUUACCUUUAACCCAUCAACGAGGACCACAGCUACACAGGCUCUAAAGAUGAAGUACUUCAGUAAUCGCCCGGGCCCAACUCCAGGCCCCCAACUACCCCGACCAAACUGCUCAGCAGGGGCCUUGAGGGAGAAGGAAAUAGUUGGACUCAAAAGAAAAAUAGAGGGCUUGGAUACAAGUAAUAAAUCUGUAAUGAAGAAGAAGCUCAUUUUCUGACCAGAUGGGACCUGGUAAAUCAGAAGAAAUCCAUUUCUCUCAGAAUGCGGGAAUCUCCACUGGAAUCAAAUAAAAAUCCAGAUUGAGCUGCGACUGACUUUAGGACUUUUUAGGAGCUCUAGUAUUUAUAUGGGCAAUGCGCCCUUGAGUUAGCUCAAGAUAUCCUGUGUGCUGCUGGACUCAGACUGAAGAUGGUUCUUCACUGCUACUUCAACUCUGGACAUCCAUUGGAAUAUUUGUAUUUGUAGCUUAAAAAAAACACAAGUCUUGUUCAUUUGGUGAAAGUUGUAUUUUUUUUAUCUAUUACCAAUAAAUGGUGUGAAUGGAUAUCUGA
This is a messenger RNA of Girardinichthys multiradiatus, 1443 nucleotides long. RefSeq names its product cyclin-dependent kinase 7 (gene cdk7). The transcript is spliced from 12 exons. Bases 69 to 1109 code for a protein of 346 amino acids. Gene Ontology annotation, cellular component: transcription factor TFIIH holo complex; nucleus; cytoplasm. Lineage: Eukaryota; Metazoa; Chordata; Actinopteri; Cyprinodontiformes; Goodeidae. The record is from RefSeq and is a predicted model, not a curated record. Gene Ontology annotation, biological process: positive regulation of transcription by RNA polymerase II; protein phosphorylation. Gene Ontology annotation, molecular function: RNA polymerase II CTD heptapeptide repeat kinase activity; ATP binding; cyclin-dependent protein serine/threonine kinase activity.